Messenger RNA from Homarus americanus (American lobster), 2359 nucleotides. Its product is annotated as delta(24)-sterol reductase-like. The transcript is spliced from 11 exons. The record is from RefSeq and is a predicted model, not a curated record. Gene Ontology annotation, molecular function: Delta24(24-1) sterol reductase activity; FAD binding. Lineage: Eukaryota; Metazoa; Arthropoda; Malacostraca; Decapoda; Nephropidae. Gene Ontology annotation, cellular component: cytoplasm; membrane. Bases 132 to 1733 code for a protein of 533 amino acids. Gene Ontology annotation, biological process: steroid metabolic process.
AAGUCAAUGGGCUUAUAAGUAAGAUUAGAGAGGUUGUGCUCUCUUGUUGCUGAGCUUUUAGUACAGUACCUGUAUGUGGUGAUCAAGUUUCUCUUGAGAAGGGUGAUGAGAGUAUAGUAUUGGGUUCAGAAAUGGAUCUAAAACAGCGCAUUGCACGGUGGAUGGAAGACCACCGUGGCCUCAUUGUGGUGUUGGUAGUUCUUCCUCUCUCCCUUAUCUUUGAUGCUCUCAUACAACUAAGACUUUGGAUCAUCCGCAAAUUUAUCUCUGCUCCUGAAAAACAUGAUGAACGAGUUAGAACAAUUCAGAGUCAGGUAUUGAGAUGGAAUAAACAUCCAAAGGCAGAAAGAAAACUGAUGUGCACAGCCCGUCCAAAUUGGCAGUCUUUGUCCACAACUUUUUUCAGGAAGGAUUUGUGUCACAAGAUCAGCAUUCCCUUAUAUGACAUCCUAGAACUGAGAGAGUCCCACAUGACCAUCCGAGUGGAGCCCAUGGUGAGCGUAGGUCAGGCCACAGCUUUCUUAGUGCCCCGAGGCUAUACUCUGGCUGUGUGCCUGGAGGUUGCAGAAGCUACCUUAGGGGGCCUGGCUAUGGGUGUUGGGAUGACCACAUAUUCACACAAAAUUGGACUGUAUCAAGAGGGUAUAGUGGCUUAUGAGGUGGUUCUGGCAGAUGGUUCGCUGGUUAAAGCCACCAAAGACAAUGAAUACAGUGACCUUUAUUACACAUUGCCCUGGUCACAUGGCACACUUGGGUUCCUAGUAGAGCUGGAGCUAAAAAUUAUUAAGAUAAAGCCUCAUCUUAAACUGGAAUAUAUCCCAGUCAAAGGCCAAAAGCAGUAUUGUGACAUGAUGCGGGAUUUGUCUGGAGCAUUAGACAAAAAUCGCCCCACUCCUGAUUAUCUGGAGGCUACUGUUUACAACAGAGAAGAAGCUGUUAUUAUGGUUGGGAAUUUUGCUGAUGUACCAGAUACUGAACAACAUAAGAUCAAUCGAGUAACAGCUUGGCACAAACCUUGGUUCUAUAAGCAUGCAGAAGGGUUCUUGAAGACAGGUAAAGAUUAUGAAUAUAUCCCACUGAAGGACUAUCUCCUUCGCCACAACAAGUCAAUAUUUUGGGUGAUAGAAACAAUGAUUCCUUUUGGCAACAACCCAAUCUUCAGAUUCUUUCUUGGUUGGCUCUUGCCACCCAAAAUUGCCUUCCUUAAAUUCACCACCACACCCGGUGUUAGAGCAAUAACUUUUACAAAGCAGGUGUUCCAGGAUAUUGUGCUUCCAAUGACACAACUAGAAGAUCAAAUUGACAAGAAUGAGGAACUCUUUGAUAUAUAUCCCAUUCUGAUAUAUCCUUGCCGCAUAUAUGACCAUGGACCCCACAGAGGUCAGCUCCGUCCUCCUCGUAGGGAGCAAAUGGUGCCAGGUGCUGACUAUGGAAUGUUUAAUGACCUUGGAGUAUACGGGGUGCCAAGAGUGGUUAAAGAAAAGAAACGUUUUGAUGCUGUUGAUGCCAUGAGAAAAAUGGAAAGGUUCACUGAAGAGGUGGGAGGCUAUCCAUUCCUGUAUGCAGAUACUUUUAUGACUCGGCAGGAAUUUGAGAAGAUGUUUGACCUGAUGGCAUAUGAUCAAGUGCGACGUAAAUACAAUGCUGAAGGAGCCUUUCCACACCUCCAUGAUAAGAUCAAACCAGAGAUAGAUGUUGUAGAAGUUGGGAAACAAUACAUGGAUCCACUGUAGAAUAUUCUUUCAUAUAUUUAUCUUACUAUCUGAAGGCCUUUAAGCGGUCAUAAUCCCUAGUCACAGUAAUCUAUAUUUAAACCAGUGGAUGAGAAGCAGGAGACUAAUGCGAUUUUACAGAUUAUAUAAUUAUUUUCUUUUUAACUAUUCUUGUUGCAUCUUACAAUCCAGGUCAAUUGUUUAUUUGUGAGUGUUCAGCUAAAGUGAGGAAUUACAUACAAGUCAAACUAUUUCACAGUUAAGCUUAGUACAAGUUACCCUUAUUUGGUACAUCCCUCUUACAUUAGAAUCCCAGUUAUCCAGCACCUAUGGGGAUUGAGAGGUGUCAGAGAGAGAUUUUUCAGUUAGUUGAAACUCACUCUUAUAAUCCCCCAAUAAAUCCUACAAUGCACAGUGCUACAGGUUGACCUCGCAAAUUCAUUUCAGUACAACAGACUUCUUUAACUAUAAAAUAAGAAAAAUGAAGAGCAAGGGUUUGUUUGUGAAGCUGUGGGCUAUAAAUGCGUGGGCAACUCGCCAGCCCAGCCGCCUUGUAUAUUGUUACAUGUAAUUCAACUUCUAAGUUUCAAAAAACCUCCUGACCUAAUAUGUACAUGUAUUUUAAUUAUAAAAGGAGUGAAAAUUUA